Exophiala viscosa is the source of this 2388-nucleotide messenger RNA. RefSeq names its product dimethylaniline monooxygenase (N-oxide forming). NCBI's taxonomy places the organism in Eukaryota, Fungi, Ascomycota, Eurotiomycetes, Chaetothyriales, Herpotrichiellaceae. The coding region runs from base 466 to 2154 and encodes 562 amino acids. The transcript has 2 exons. The record is from RefSeq and is a predicted model, not a curated record.
AGGAUGUUCGAUUUAGUUGGACCGCGUCGAUAGACGGGGAUGGUUUUGUCGCUUGAAUCCCACUUGUCUUCACCACAUCAAGUUAAGCUAUCUCCAUGAGGGCAAGUGACCGACCUGGAUGCAUCAUAUUCGCAUUUCCAGGCACAAGAUCUUUGCAGGAACCAUGUUCCACAAUUCAGACUCUAGAGGUUACGGGUACUACCAAGGACGGUUGAAGAAUCUGAAACAAUUCAUCCCAAGAGCUUUCACCUCAUGCUAGCUUGGUCCCUUCUUUGUGCUAAUAACUUAUCAAACGCGAACUUGGCGAUUUCGAGUCAGGUACCGUGCGGUUGCUAGAGCUUGAUCAAAUCUAGGAGAAAUUUCCAACUACCAUAUUGUCGCGGAACAGUACGACAGAUCUUCGCGGCUUCUGGUACGGUUGUGUGGCAGUAUUCAUAGCAGUUGGCAGCGAUUUCGACCGUGACAAUGGGCUCACUCGACCUUAUCGUUAUCGGCACCGGGUGGUACGGUUUAGCAGCAGCCAAGACAUAUAUCGAGUUGCAUCCGUUUGACAAUGUCGUGGUCCUCGAGGCCAACUCCUCCAUUGGGGGAGUAUGGGCAGAGGAUCGUCUAUAUCCCGGUCUCAAGUCCAACAACAUGGUGGGCACCUAUGAGUAUCCCGACUUUCCCAUGAACGAAACCUACGGAGUGAAGCAUGGUGAGCACAUUCCGGGUACGGUUCUGCAUCGUUAUCUCAACGAUUAUGCCAAACACUUUGGUUUCUUCGAUCGCAUCCAUUUCAACACAAAAGUCAACUCUGCAGCCCCUACUGAGGAUGGAGGAUGGCUGCUCAAUACGACUUCCUCCGAGUACCCUACCUUUGAGACUAGGAAAUUAAUCCUCGCCACGGGUUUGACGUCACAGCCGUACAUCCCCAAGCUACCCCAUAUGCAGGACUUUCAGGGAUCAUUGUUUCAUGUCAGAGACUUUGCGAAUAACGCAGGGACGCUCAAGGAGGCCAAGAAUGCCGUCGUGGUAGGAGGCGCAAAGUCGGCUUGGGAUGUGGCAUACGCUUAUGCCCAAGCCGGAGUUCCGGUUGAUAUGAUCAUUCGGAAGUCGGGUCGUGGGCCAGUUUGGAUGGCUCCUCCAUAUGUGACGCCGCUGAAGAAGUGGCUCGAGAAGCUUGUACACACUCGAUUUCUGACGUGGCUCAGUCCAUGUGUCUGGGGCGAUGAAGACGGCUAUUCUGGUAUCCGGCACUUCCUCCACGGGACCUUUAUCGGACGUGGCAUCGUCAGCACGUUUUGGAAAAUUUUGGGUAGCGAUGUCAUUUCCCUCAACCAGUACGAUUCGCACCCGGAACUGAAGAAAUUGAAGCCUUGGGAUCCAGCCUUUUACGUGGGAAGUUCAUUGAGUAUUCACAAUUAUCCCACCAGUUUCUUCGACCUCGUGAGAGAGGGCAAGGUUCGAGUCCACAUCGACGAGAUCACAGGCUUCGGACCACAGACAGUCAGCCUGGCAUCAGGUGAAACUCUCAAGGCCGAUGUCGUCGCCCUAGCCACCGGCUGGAGGAAGGAGCCUGCUCUCGAUUUUUUGAAAGGCAGCGAGGCUGAUGUUGGACUGCAUCAUUCACCAUCUGACGUGGAGGAUCUGGCCAAAGAAGCUGACAAGGAAAUCCUUCACCAGUUCCCAGUCCUGAAGACACAGCCCCCUCGAAAGCUUGAGCUUGCGAGCACGUUGGCGGAGAGGCUGAAUGAGCCUCUGCGAAUGUACAGGUUUAUGGUCCCUCCGUCGAUGGUCUCAAGGCGUAACCUUGCAUUUGCCGGCAUGCUGUCUUCGAUUACGACUUCCAUUAUCGCCACUGUACAAGGAAUCUGGAUAUCUGCAUUCUUUGACGGCAAGCUGGACAGGUUGCCUGCUUCAGAAGAUGACAUCCGAUGGCAAACGGUUCUGCAUACUCAGUUUGGUCGAUGGCGGUAUCCAAUUGGCUAUGGUCCGGGCUUUCCAGAUUUUGUCUUCGAUGCUGUUCCCUACGUGGACAUGUUACUGCGUGACCUGAAUUUGAAGUCACACCGAAAGGCUAGCAAGAUGGCUGACAUGUUCGACCCAUACGGCCCUGAAGAUUAUCCCGGCUUGGUCGACGAGUGGAAGGAAGAGCACCUAAAGAGGGCAUAGCACGCAUGGUAGAUAUUGCCAUCCUUUAAUCUUGGUCGUUGUCCCACGAUCAACGCUCAACCAUUUCGAUCAUAUGGACGAUUUGAACCCCGAAACCCAAUUCGUAGAUGGACCGAGUGGCGGUCAAUGGUUGGCCUCGUCGGGAGCUGCCGCAGGGGUCCAUUGUAUUCGUGGCCUUGUAACUAUUUACCUAUUCCUUCCUAAGAAUCCAUAUAUAUCAUCUUCGCCAUGCAA